GUCAUCGCCAGGCGCCUCGGUGGGAAGCUCAGUAAAAACAAAAGAACAGCACCUACCAUCUCUACUCUCUGGCAUCUACCUUUGAGAAGAGAAGCUUGUUGACUUGAUACCUGAGUGGAGAUAGUGGCACUUAGCUACUUCCAGAGUUACCUGGGUCAUUAUGGCAGUCAAGUGGACUGGUGGACAUUCUUCUCCUAUUCUCUGCCUGAAUGCAAGUCAAGAAGGGCUAGUGGCUUCUGGAGCAGAAGGUGGAGAUCUCGUGGUUUGGGGUGAAGAUGGGACUCUUUUAGGACACACGUGCUUCCAAGGGGCAGAGGAUGUUACCAACGUCUUAUUUUCUCCAUCCUGCCCCACCAAACUCUAUGCCUCACAUGGAGAAACCAUUAGCAUACUGGAUGUCAGGUCUCUGAAAGAACGCUUGGACGAUUUUCAUGUGAAUGAAGAAGAAAUCAACUGUCUUUCAUUGAAUGAAACUGAAAACCUGCUGGCUUCUGCUGAUGACUCUGGAGCAAUCAAAAUCCUAGACCUGGAAAAUAAGAAAAUUAGCAGAUCACUGAAGAGACAUUCCAAUAUCUGUUCCUCUGUAGCUUUUCGACCUCAAAGGCCUCAGAGCCUGGUGUCAUGUGGACUGGAUAUGCAGGUGAUGCUGUGGAACCUUCGGAAAGCCCGGCCACUCUGGAUUACAAAUUUACAGGAGGAUGAAACAGAAGAAAUGGAAAGUCCACAAUCACCUGGUCAGCUUUUAAACCCUGCCUUAGCCCACUCUGUGUCUGUGGCAUCGUGUGGCAAUGUUUUUAGUUGCGGUGCAGAAGAUGGUAAGGUUCGAAUCUUUAGGGUGAUGGGAGUCAAGUGUGAACAGGAACUGGGAUUUAAGGGCCAUACUUUAGGAGUUUCUCAAGUCUGCUUUCUGCAAGAAUCCUAUUUGCUGCUUACUGGAGGGAAUGAUGGAAAGAUAAAGCUGUGGGAUGUAAGCAGUGAAAUUGAAAAAAAACAUAAGAGUCCAACCAAACAUACUCACAGGAAGAAAACCAAACGGGCAACUUACACCAAGCAAGGUGGAAACACUCAUGCUUCAGUAACAGGUGAAGAUGAACAUGGCAAAAUUUUACCAAAGUUAAGUAUUGAACAUGGAGAAAAAGUGAACUGGCUCUUAAGUACAAAAGUAAAGGGGUACCAAAAUAUAUUGGUAGCUGAUCAAACUAGUUGUAUAUCAGUGUAUCCCUUAAAAGAAUUUUAA
This is a messenger RNA of Budorcas taxicolor (takin), 1237 nucleotides long. It is a transcript of the gene WDR53, whose product is annotated as WD repeat domain 53. The record is from RefSeq and is a predicted model, not a curated record. The transcript has 5 exons. Lineage: Eukaryota; Metazoa; Chordata; Mammalia; Artiodactyla; Bovidae. The coding region runs from base 161 to 1237 and encodes 358 amino acids. Gene Ontology annotation, molecular function: protein binding.